GUACGUAAUAUUCGAGUCUCCGUAGUUUCUGGUUCGUGUCGCGGUUGCGCUCUUAAUUCCAGCGGGAAAUUCAAAUUGCAAAUUGAAUGCAAGCCUAAGAGCCAUUAAACACUUCGAGUGAUUUGCUUCCCUUGCCCCCUAUCGCUGGGAACCCGUUUUUCUCCACGAGCGUCGCGUCUCGCAGGUGUGUGGCAGCGCGCGCGUCUCAGCGUGUUUUCAAGAGGCACGAAGCAGCGCCAAUACCAAUAACAAGUUCAAACUUGGCUAUAUUAUCACAGUUAACAAGUGGGACCGCUCCGGCAUCAGCAUCUGAAUCUGAAUCUGUGUGUGUGUGUUUCGCGCGCGCUUGUAUUUGUGCUAUUUGGAAAACGCGUUUGCGGUUUUCAUCGCCUCAAACCAAAACAAAAAAAACCAAAUAAAAUGGAAAGUGUCCGUGCCAAUCGCCUCCCAAUACUGCUGAUCUGAACGCACAACAACAAAAGAAGCUUCUUGCCAUUGCGAUGCGAUGCCUGCGAAUGGAUGCUCAAUGACAAAUGAAUUAAGGCCCCAAAGCGAAGAGGCGCUCAGAGUUUAGCAAGAGUUUAGUUCCCGCAACACACAGAGAACAGAGCAGAACAGAACAGAACGAGCAUUGAAUAGCCCCAAGCGAAUAUCAGCGAUCGAAUGCAAUGGCGAAGCAAACCGUUUGUGGUUAGCUGUAGAAUAUAGAAAAACGAUUUGGACCAGCGUAGAGGAGGGGACAGCAGAUAGAAGUGCAGAUUAAAAUGCCCAUAAUAACAGCCACAACCACGACGAUAGCUGGCGGUGGGGGAGCAGGCGUGGCAGCCAGAGGCGUACCAAUGGCCAAGACAGCAGCAGCGUCGUCAUCGUCUGCCGCUGAUUACCUAAUGCUCCAACAACAACAGCAACAUCAGCAGCAACAGCAGCAGAAACAACAGCAGCAACAGCAACAGCAACAGCACUUUAACAAUCACUUCUAUCAACAGCCGCAUCAACAGCAACAGCAACAGCUGGCGCCUCUGAAUGCUUCCCACCAACUCUCGCACUCACAUCCACAUCCACAUCCACAUCCUGCUGCUGCCAGUGACAGUGCCAGUGCCGGUGCCGGUGCUGGUGCUCCGGUCUCAACUAGUUUUGCAGCAUUUAACGGAAACUCGAAUCUGAGUUCUAGCCUGGCCAACGGAAGUGGCAAGAAAUUCAUUUGCAACAACAGCGACAGCGUCGAUGAUAAUUGUGAGGCCGCUGCAACAGGCUCAGACGUGGCUGGUAACGGCAAUGCGGAUAAGUCCGCAAUGGCGCCACCCGGCAGCGUCCACCACCUUCUGCCCCCGCCGCCGCCGCCGGCUGUGAAGAAAUCAUCCGCCCUUGCAACAGGCACAACGGCAGCCGCAGCCACAGCCACAGCCACAGCUGGGAACUCUGCCUCUCGCGAAGAUGCUGCCUCGCUGAACAGCCAGAUGUCGACGGUGCACAAUCAGUUCAUCGCUGGACUGCCUGGAAAUGGGAUAACCAAUAAUGGAAUCAACGGAGGCCCAGCAGCCAUAGGUCGACCGCCAGGCCACCCGAGCAGCAUUCUGAAAGGCAGCAAAGAGAAUCUCCUGCAGAACACGUACUACAACGGCGAGGCUGGUGACAGCAGUUUGGGCAGCGAGUGCGGUGGCGGAGAUGGUAAUCACGAGGAUCCUGGCGACGGCCUGGGACCACUGCCUCCUAAAUGGGAGACGGCAUACACCGAACGUGGCGAACUGUACUUCAUCGACCACAACACUGGAACCUCCCACUGGCUGGAUCCUCGCCUGUCCAAGUACCAGAAGAAGUCUCUGGAGGAUUGCUGCGAGGACGAGCUGCCUUAUGGCUGGGAAAAGAUCGAGGACUCCAUGUACGGCAUGUACUUUAUCGAUCAUGUGAAUCGCAGGACGCAGUACGAGAACCCUGUUCUGGAAGCCAAGAGGAGGGCUGCAGAGCAACGUCAGCAGCAGCAACAGCAACAACAACAACAGCAACAUCAGCAGCAGCAGCAGCUUCAGCUCCAGCAGCAACAACAACAAAACCAGCAGCAGCAGCAUCAGCAGCAGGAGCAGCGUUCCAAGACUCCAACGGCGGUGGAUGCAGAGGUUGAGGAUGAAGCGCCAGUGAAACUGCUCUACAAGUUCACCCGCAAUCCCGCAGAGUUGCAGGGCCAGCGCAUCAACACCACCUUGCUAAAGUCCACCCGUGGCCUCGGUUUCACCAUCGUUGGGAGCGAUGGCAGUGCUGGCGGGGAUGUGGAGGAGUUUCUGCAAAUCAAGACCGUUGUGCCGAAUGGUCCCGCCUGGUUGGAUGGCCAGCUGCAGACGGGCGACGUCCUGGUCUAUGUGAACGACACCUGCGUCCUGGGUUACACGCAUCACGAUAUGGUCAACAUAUUCCAGUCGAUACUGCCCGGAGAGAGGGCUGCCCUGGAGGUUUGUCGCGGCUAUCCGCUGCCCUUCGAUCCCAACGAUCCCAACACGGAGGUGGUGACCACCAUGGCCGUGGCCGUUGCUGUGGAUGGACGUGACUCCGACAAGCAGCGGCGUCUCAACAUGGAUGGCAACUACAACUUUCUGGAUCUGUCCGGCGAGGGGGCCGGCAAGGCAAGUGGCAGUGGCAGUGGCUUCAUUCUGAUGAAGAAGCCGGAACUGUACACCUUCUCCAUCAUGAAGGGAGCCAUGGGCUUCGGAUUCACCAUUGCCGACUCCGCCUGCGGCCAGAUCGUGAAGAAGAUUCUCGAUCGCAGCUGCUGCACCCAACUAAUGGAAGGCGAUGUGCUGCUGGAGAUCAAUGGAAUCAACGUUCGGAACAAGCCACACUUCUAUGUGGUCGAGCUACUCAAGGAGUGCAGCCAGACGACACCCACAGCAGUGAAGAUCCAACGCACGCCCCCCGACCAGCCUGCCAACCCGCUCAGUCAGUUGAAUCAGCUCAAUCAGGUGGGGAACGUGGCCAAGUUGCGCAAGAACUUUGUGGGCAGCGGGCUCUUCCGCAGCAAGACCCCCACGGCAGACCUGUACAGCACCCAAGUCAAGGAAGUGCUGCCCAUGCGGCCGAAGACUCCACUGGUGGACACACGACGUGCCAGGGUCCAGACGCCCAGCAAUGAAGUGGACGGCGGUGACGCACCGUCGGACGAGACGGAGGCGAGAAAGCCCCUUCAGAUGCACUCUCAGGGCAAGUCGAACAGCAGUCUGCAGGAGCUGGACGACAUACCUUUCAUGGAUCCCUAUCCCAAGAUGGUCAGUCGGCUGAGCGAACGUCUGGCCGAGGCUUCACUUCAGGCGGAUAGUGGAGGCGGCAUCUAUGGGCUGCCUCCCAGCAUGCAGCCAUUGCCGCUGCCGCUGACGCACCACGAGUCCUGCUACUGCUACGACUGCCAGGCCCAGCGCUACCGUCCGGGCUACUUUGUGCAGCCGCAGCACUCAACGAUCUCGGGAGGAAGCGGCCAGUACUCGCCCCUGCAGGCGGCCCACAUUCAGAACGAGCGGAUACAGCGGCGUGUCAACGAGCUGCUUAGCGAUCGGAGGCGCGUGGGCUUUGCCAACCUCGAUCCUCCCCAGCAGCAGAUGCAGCACUCGCCCAGCUGGCGCAACGGAGCCCUACUCGAUGCCUCCGAGGACGCGGACCAGUGCGAGCUGACCGAGGUGACACUGGAGCGUCAGGCUCUGGGCUUUGGCUUCCGCAUUGUCGGUGGCACCGAGGAGGGCUCUCAGGUGACCGUCGGCCACAUUGUGCCGGGCGGGGCCGCAGAUCAGGAUCAGCGCAUAGCCACCGGCGAUGAGAUACUCAGCAUCGAUGGCAUCAAUGUGCUAAAAUCUUCGCAUCACAAAGUCGUCUCAUUGGUGGGUGAAUCUGGUCUGCGUGGCCAGGUCACGAUGAUCCUGCGCCGACGACGGGGUCCACUUCUGCAGCAGGCUCCUCCGCUGGUAUCGCAGAUGCGACGGUAUCCCUACGAUGUUAUUGUCAGCCGACAUGAGAACGAGGGCUUUGGCUUCGUCAUAAUAUCCUCAUCGAAUCAUUAUUACGGCUCGACCAUAGGAAAACUGAUUCCCGGCAGUCCAGCGGAUCGUUGUGGGGAGCUCAAGGUGGGCGACCGCAUUAUAGCCGUGAAUCGGAUCGAAAUAGCAGGCAUGUCACACGGCGACGUUGUGAAUCUCAUCAAGGAGUCUGGUCUGCAUGUGCGUCUCACCAUCGGCUGUCCCCUGAAGCAAGGCGGCCCCAGUCCCGGUGGAAGCAGUGCUGGUCUGGGCAGCAAUACACCGCUCCAAGCAUCUCCCAGUCUGCUUAAAGCGCCAUCACUGCCAUCACAUCAGCAACAGCAGCAGCUACCACAGCAAAAUCAGCAAGCCAUCCAGCAGCAACAUCAGCAGCUGCAGCAUCAGCUCCACCACCAACAGCAACUGGAGAUGCCCAUGUCAAUGCCCAUGCCCGGACAAGGGGGCUACGUGGAGCGACCCAGCAACAAUAUUGCGGCCACUCUGGCCCUGCACCAACAGCAGCCACAAUUAUGACUCUGAGAUCUACGAAUCCGGCUCUACAAGAGCUUUCUCUAGUGUUAGUUCUCGUGCUCGUAUGGAUCGGAAGGAGACUUGUUUGUAAUUAGUACUUCAUUAGGUAAACCCAAAGACUGAAUUUAGUAAGCCUCUGUAAAUCUAUCACUUUACGAAUCUCGAGACGUUUCGUGAAUGCAUCUUCUAUACCAGUUUUUAUUCGAAAUACCAUUCAGUGGCGUAGGCUUAGACUAUAUCCAGACAUAGGCAUAUCAGAUUGUGAGAUAUUUACUGCAUUUUAAACUCGUAUUCGAAAAUUAGAUUGUAAAUGUACAAAUGUAAAGGACUUCAAUAUUUUAUUCACAAGUAUUUUAUAAAUCCAAUUUAGACUUAUUUAAACGGUAUUUGUUGGUAUUUAAUUUACUGUAUAUGUACGAAUAUAUAUAAUAUGCUUAAAAGAAUUCUUCAUUUGUUUUUCAAAGAUCAGACGCAAUGGAAUGUGAUUCAUCGGCAGCUAUUGCUCCUUGUUUGAAUAAAAGAUGUGUACAUAUGUGCUUCGCAAAUUGCUGAUGAUACAUUUUGGAAAUAAGAAAGAAAUAGUGAAAGACGCUCGUUUAUUCAACGCAUUUUAACAAAAUUCAAGAGAUAUGUCCACAAAAUAUAUCAAAUAUUCAAAUAUUUAUUGAAAAUUAAAUGGGGAUAUAACCCGUGGGUUGUUGAUGAAGCGAAAACUAAAGAUAUCUCCAGUCCUGCAACUCUUCUCCACGCUCUUGGCUUAUCCACUUGUGGUAUGCGGGAUCCUUGGCCAGUUCCCGAUCGAUGGCAUCAACUGUAGCCUGGGCCCGACGUUCAUAGGCACGCUCUCUGCGAGCGGCAGCACGCGAUACCGAUUUGGCGGCACCGUUUUGCUGGACGGCUGGGUAAUGGCUGGCAGACCCGCCUGCUCCGUCAAGACACUUGGCGUCUCCAGGACCCGUGUAGAAUUCGCGUUUGGUGACCGUGACUUGAUACUUCGUCUCCUGACAAAGCGCUCCGCGCGAAUAAGAGUUUUGACCCCUAUUUUGUUGCUGGGCAGGGGCAUAAUCUCCAGAUUCGCCUUGAUAGUCAUUGUUGGGAUAUGACUUGUAUUCGCACUGGUAUUGAUAUUUGGUGUUCCAUGGAUUUCUGCGACUCAUCUUGAAUUCUGCGCAGGGAGGACAGGACAGUGAUGAGGAUUUCACCAUAUGUAUAAAUCUGUAAUCAAUUAACCAACCAAAGCUCUUUUUACACGACUGUUCACUUCCAGCUUCCUCA
Drosophila pseudoobscura is the source of this 5798-nucleotide messenger RNA. RefSeq names its product membrane associated guanylate kinase, WW and PDZ domain containing protein magi (gene Magi). Lineage: Eukaryota; Metazoa; Arthropoda; Insecta; Diptera; Drosophilidae. The coding region runs from base 765 to 4526 and encodes 1253 amino acids. The record is from RefSeq and is a predicted model, not a curated record. Gene Ontology annotation, molecular function: protein binding. Gene Ontology annotation, biological process: signal transduction. The transcript has 6 exons. Gene Ontology annotation, cellular component: cytoplasm.